Messenger RNA from Lasiodiplodia theobromae, 384 nucleotides. RefSeq lists its product as uncharacterized. Bases 1 to 384 code for a protein of 127 amino acids. The record is from RefSeq and is a predicted model, not a curated record. Lineage: Eukaryota; Fungi; Ascomycota; Dothideomycetes; Botryosphaeriales; Botryosphaeriaceae. The transcript has a single exon.
AUGUCCAUCUACCACUUUGGCGCCCUCAGAGAGUCACUCACCACCAGCGGUAGUGCUGAAUCGCCCGAGAAUACUUCAGCUAUGAUCAACAACAUGUCGAACGCCAUCAAAGAGCCACACAAGGACAUCGGAAAUGUCACGUAUCAUCUGGAAAAGACUGCUGAGAUCCUCGAGGACUUGACAGAGAAGGCCGAGGGGUUGACAGAUGAGGCCGAGGAGAUGACAGAAGUGGCCCAUGAGUUGAAUGAAAAGGCCUUUGAGUUGAAAGAAAAGGCCGAUGAGUUGUCUAAUCACUUGAAGGCCCUGAGGGAGAAUGGUUGCGACGAUGUGCAUGCACGCAUCGAAGGCCUAAUAACUCCAAGAAGGCGGGAUGCCGUUUUGUAG